Uncinocarpus reesii 1704 is the source of this 1803-nucleotide messenger RNA. RefSeq lists its product as uncharacterized. NCBI's taxonomy places the organism in Eukaryota, Fungi, Ascomycota, Eurotiomycetes, Onygenales, Onygenaceae. Bases 1 to 1803 code for a protein of 600 amino acids. The transcript is spliced from 9 exons. The record is from RefSeq and is a predicted model, not a curated record. Gene Ontology annotation, molecular function: protein binding.
AUGGCAAUGCAAAAACCCCUAGAGCGAUAUCCCCUGAUAUCGCAGCUGUGUAAUAUUUUUGGCACUGAUUCGACCCAGCUGGAGUCUGCCAUAGCUGCUGCUGAGCAUAGUGAAAGGAGUUGUUUUCUUCGCCUGGAUGCUCACGUCUGUUUCUCCAAAACGUCCGAGGCCAACGACGACCAGAAACCCCUAAUUCUGGGCUGGAUUGACCUUCGAAACGGUCAGACUCUGGUCACUCCUGAGCCAUCUCCCGGCCCUGAGCUUGAAGAUCAGGACUUAGCACACACCAGAAGCCAUGAAAAUAGACCAAACACCGUGCUACACUGUGACACUUCUAAACCGGCUGAGCCAAGUCAUCCCACGCAAAGAGACGAGUAUGAGGGCCGAAAACGCCGCAAGGUUGUCGGUGGCCUUCGACUUCGACCUCGAACUUCCUAUUCCCGAGAAAAUGGUCAUGAUUCAAGCUCAUAUUCAAACUUUCAAACGGAGCCAGUUCGCCAGCUGCUGAGCGAAACGAGGUUCCCCCAGCGGAGUCACUCGAAGCAGGCUUCUCGCGCGACAGGCGAGCCGUCGUCCGUCGACAAGCUCAUCUCCGGGAUAUGGCGGCAACUCCAUUCAAACACGGAGUUGAAUUGGUCUGCAUUGGCCACACAUGCAGCAGUUGGUGUCAGCGGUGAGGCUACUGCGAAGCUGUUCAAGGCCGUCAGCAACCUCUGUCUUCGACAAUCCAACAAGACUCAGACGGCUCGCGCCCUAGAGAUGAUCGUACAGGCUUACUGGAUUGAUUGUUAUGAAGCCCGCUUAAAGUCUAUCCGCCUAGAGAGGCCAACUAGCUCUGCCUCGGAAACCCGAAUAACUGCUCUGAAAGAGGCUUGCUCCGCCCUCGGAUGGGGAGAGAAAGAACUCCGAAAUAAAAUGGCCAUUUGGAGGGGUUACAAGGAGAUCAAAGAUGCUGGUGGCUGGGCCAGUCUCGUCUUUGCUAGCUCUGGCGUAUAUCGCUUCUGCAAAUAUCGAACACGAAGAGACGAUGGUCUAGCUUCGAGAUUACAACAGCUGAGACCGGCAGUUGAACUUGCCGCAGACACCCUACAUCCACAAUGGCGAGAGCUGCUCAACGUUAUCGGCCAAGAAUCUGCGACUCUCUACAAUGGACAUCCACAUGAGUGGGUUAUCAUGCCGAAUAGAUCGGUUCAGCAUAUAUCCUUAACCUAUCGUCACAUCCAAGCAGAAGUUUUGUUCAAGUUCAUCGACGAGUCUAUUAUUGAUCGCGGCCUUUUUGGUGAUAGCGAUCCACGAUAUACACCUGGCAUUGACCCAAAUACUUGUCAAGUCUGCGGACAGCUUCAGUCCGACGAUACGACACUUAAUCGAUGUGCUUGUUUCCCUGCAUUGUUCGGGGCUCCUCGAAAGCCAGUCCCCAUCCAGAUCUUUCACACUACAAAUGGCAAGAAUAACGGUGUCGUUGCUCGCUGUGAUCAUGAGCGGGGAGCUGCAAUAGCGGAGUUUGUCGGGCUCAUAACGAAUGGGAUUGAGGGCCUAGAUGUAAUGGCGGGCGGUUCAAAGACCCGGGGGUAUCAAAUAUUUCAGGGGCAGAUGGGCAACUUUACUCGCUUCAUCAACCAUUCUUGCCACCCAAACAGCCAGUUUCAGAAAUUUUUCUGGCGCGGCAGAGAGCAUAUUAUCGUGGUCUCCCGGGGCAUACUGGCCGGGCAUGAAAUCACGGUGGAUUACUCUGAUCACUAUUGGGAGCGGUUGGAUAAGCUGUCGAUUUCCUCAGCAAAAGGUUGCAAGACGAAUAUCUAG